This is a messenger RNA of Peronospora matthiolae, 3540 nucleotides long. The record is from the annotation of a GenBank genome assembly. Lineage: Eukaryota; Oomycota; Peronosporomycetes; Peronosporales; Peronosporaceae.
AUGACGGGCGACAAGAGCUUUCGGACGAAAAAGACGACGCCAAAGACUCACGUCAAGGAGUGGCCGGCUACGAAUCCGUCGUCGUGCUCGCGCUCAGUGCCAGCCAAGACCAAUGAGUUGCUACAGAAGCUCGUGGCGCCGCACUUGGAGUCGUUCAACUUUUUUCUAUCGGAAGGUCUGGACUUGGCUGUUGCUGAUAUGUGCAAAGUACCUAUUGAGCUGCCAAACCAACACCGCAUGGACCUCUGGAUCGAGAAUGCUCAGGUUGGAUACCCGACCACAGAGAACCAGAUCACGGGAGAGCAGAAGCUCUUGCCCAGUGAGUGCCGUCAGCGUGGGGUGUCGUACACGGCCCCGCUGGUUGUGACACUUGCACGCUCUUUUGGUGGCUCGCAGAACGUGGAGCGCAUUCAGCGCGUAGUGGGUGAGAUCCCUAUAAUGGUGCGCUCCAAACGCUGCCAUUUGAACGGCAUGACGCCGUCGGGCCUUGUCAAGGCUCAGGAAGAGGCUAAUGAAAUGGGUGGCUACUUUAUCUGUAAUGGUAACGAGCGCUGUGUGCGUCUAUUGCAGAUGCCGCGGCGUCACCAUAUCAUGGCUGUACGUCGUGGUGCUUUUGCUAAUCGUGGUGACCUCUACACGGAGCUUGCUGUGUUUAUGAAGUGCGUGAAGCGCGACCAGACUGCUGUAACAGUUACUGUCCAUUACUUGGAAGAUGGUAAUGCUACCGUGCGUUUUGGAGUGAGGAAGCAGGAGUUUAUGAUCCCAGUGGGCUUGGUGCUGAAAGCACUGUAUCCGCUGACGGACCGUGAAAUUUACGAACGUGUGCUGCGAGGAGACCACGAGAACACUUAUCUAUCUGCUCGUGUGGAACUGAUUUUACGCGAAGCGAAGAAGUUUUCACUGUACUCGCGUGAUGAAGCACUGGCGUACUUGGGCAAGCACUUUCGUUUUGCUAUGCCGUACGUAUGCGACAACAUGAGCAAUAUGGAAGUUGGCAGCAAGCUCCUUGAUGAAUUCUUGUUCGUACACAUCCCGAAGGGCGAGAAAGGACGCACGCAGAAAGUGGAGCUGCUGUGUCUUAUGCUGCGCAAGCUGUAUGCAUUUGCAAAGGGUGAUAUUCCUGAGGACAAUUCCGAUUCUGUCAUGAACCACGAACUGUUGCUUCCUGGGCAUCUCUAUCUGAUGAUCAUGAAGGAGAAACUGCAAGAGUCGCUCGCAGCAAUACGUGCUAACAUUUUAAAAGAGACGCAGAACAAGAAAAAAAGCAUCGUAAUGGAUCAGGUUUUCUUGCGCAAAAUGUGGGAUCGUUGCCCCAACAUAGGUAACGCAAUGACCUAUUUUCUCAACACUGGCAACCUCCGAUCGACAAGCGGUCUUGAUUUGCUACAAAUCGCGGGGUACACGAUCGUCGCGGAGAAGCUAAACUACUACCGUUACUUUUCCCACUUCCGGUCCGUCCACCGCGGGCAGUUCUUUACAGAAAUGAAGACAACAGCCGUGCGUAAGUUGUUGCCCGACUCCUGGGGUUUUCUGUGCCCUGUACAUACUCCCGAUGGAUCUCCUUGUGGUUUGUUGAACCAUUUAGCUGUCGAGUGUCAACUCGUUUGUCAUCCAGCGUUUCAGGCCGAUAAUUUUCUGCAGCAAGAAGUUAAACUUUGUCGACUUUUGGCAAGUCUCGGUAUGAUUCCCACAUCGGGUUACGCUGACGGCGCCCUGAUUGUUCCGUACUCGUACCUGCCUGUGAUGAUGAAUGGCAAGGUACUUGGUGGUGCGCCCGCAGACGUCUGCAAGCGCAUUGCAGGCGUUUUGCGCAAGAUCAAGUCAGCUGAGAGCUCGGACGAGCGGGAUGCUAACGGUAUUGUACCAAACUUGGAAGUGUGUCUUAUCUCCCCUACCCGUGGUGGACCCUUUCCAGGGUUGUAUCUGUCGGCCGAUGCUGCACGCAUGUCGCGUCCAGUCGUGCAGAUGGACACCAAUCGUAUCGAGUACAUCGGGCCAAUGGAACAAGUGUUUAUGGACAUUGCGUGUACGAAUGAUGACGUUCGGCCGGCUACGACGCAUAAGGAGAUCAAGCCCACCAAUAUGCUUUCCCUCGUGGCCUCUUUGACACCAUUCUCCGACUAUAACCAGUCUCCUCGUAACAUGUAUCAAUGUCAAAUGGCGAAGCAGACCAUGGGUACGCCUGCCCACUCGAUUGUGCACCGCUCGGACAAUAAAAUGUACCGUAUCCAGUCUCCGCAGAUUCCUAUUGUGCAAAAUGAGCGUCUGCGCGAAUACCAGCUGGACGAGUACCCGUUGGGCACCAAUGCUGUUGUAGCCGUGAUUUCAUACACUGGUUUUGAUAUGGAAGAUGCUAUGAUUUUGAACAAAUCCUCGUACGAGCGUGGUUUUGGUCAUGCGUCUGUGUACAAGCAGCUGGUUGUGGACAUUAGCUCCAGUGGCAAACAGGGCAGUACGACGUCGAAGAAAUACUUCUCCAACAUCAAGACUGAUGGCAGUGGUGAAUUCUGCUCCACGAAGCUGGAUCGCGAUGGGUUCCCGCACGUCGGUCAAGUUGUAAAUAACGGUGACCCUAUCGCGAGCUGGAUCGAUGAGACCACGGGGUUACCUUCUUUCCAGAAGCACAAAGAGACCGAACCUGCCAUUAUCGAUCAGAUAAAUAUGAUCGGCAGUUCAUCCCAGACGUCUGAGUUCACUAAAGCUAGCAUCAAACUGCGUUUCUGCCGUAACCCGACGAUCGGUGAUAAGUUUUCAUCACGCCACGGACAGAAAGGUGUCAUGAGUAUCUUGUGGCCACAGGCCGACAUGCCAUUUUCAGAGUCUGGUCUUUCCCCCGAUAUCAUCAUCAACCCGCAUGCUUUUCCGUCGCGUAUGACCAUUGGUAUGCUCAUCGAGUCAAUGGCCGCCAAGACGGGUGCUUUGAAGGGCAAGUACAUGGAUGCCACGCCAUUCCAGUUUAGCGAGAAGGACCGUGUAAUUGACUACUUUGGCUCGCAGUUGAAGGAGCACGGCUACAACUACAUGGGCAGCGAGCCACUGUACUCUGGCAUUUCGGGCACAAUCAUGCAGGCAGACAUUUACAUCGGCGUGGUGUACUAUCAGCGUUUGCGUCAUAUGGUCAGCGACAAGAGCCAGGUGCGCGCUACGGGUCCGAUGAACUCGCUCACUCGUCAGCCGGUAAAGGGUCGAAAGAAGGGUGGAGGUAUUCGUUUUGGCGAGAUGGAGCGCGACUCCAUGCUUGCUCACGGUUGUGCGUUCCUCCUUCAAGACCGUCUGAUGAACUGUUCCGAUAAGCACAUUGCUACUGUCUGCACGAAUUGUGGCAGUCUACUGUCGAAUGCAACGCAACGGGCGACAGUCGAGACUGCUGGUCAGGGAGAGAUUGCUAUCGCGAUGAAGUCCAAGACUCAGUGGUACUGUAUAGUUUGCCAAACAGGUGAGAGCUGCCAGCCCGUCGCCAUGCCUUACGUGUUCCGGUACUUGGCCAACGAGUUGGCCGCCAUGAACAUCAAGAUGAAUCUCACCUUGAGGAGCUGCUGA